Messenger RNA from Nezara viridula (southern green stink bug), 3081 nucleotides. The record is from the annotation of a GenBank genome assembly. Lineage: Eukaryota; Metazoa; Arthropoda; Insecta; Hemiptera; Pentatomidae.
AUGCCCGGACUUAUUGGCGUCAAUGAGUUCGUUGACGAAACAAGGGAGGAUUACAACUCCCCAACAACCUCAACAUUUGUCUCUCGUAUGCCCCAGUGUAGACAGACAAUUUCAAAUUUGGAAGAGACGCUUGAUUUUGACAGAGAUGGCCUUACUAAACUUAGGAAAGCUAUUAAAUCUAUUCACAACUCUGGGAACUCUCAUGUUGACAACGAAAUGUAUUUUGCUAGAAUUUUGGAAAGGCUGGGUGGUAAUGCUAUGUCCAAAGAUCAGGAACCUGAUAUAGGUGCUGCUUUUCUCAAAUUUGCUGUUGUUACUAAAGAACUUUCUGCCCUGAUGAAAACUCUGAUGCAAAAUAUCAACAACAUUGUGAUGUUUCCAUUGGAAAGUUUAUUGAAAGGGGAUCUGCGUGGUGUUAAGGGUGAUUUGAAAAGACCAUUUGAUAGAGCUUGGAAAGAUUAUGAAGCCAAAUAUGCAAAAAUUGAAAAAGAGAAAAAACAGCAAGCCAAAGAAGCUGGUUUGAUUAGGACAGAGGUGACAUCUGCUGAAAUAGCUGAUGAUAUGGAGAAAGAGAGAAGACUAUUUCAGCUCCAAAUGUGUGAGUACUUGAUUAAAGUCAAUGAAAUCAAAACAAAGAAGGGAAUUGAAUUACUUCAACAUCUUGUAGAAUAUUACCAUGCCCAAACAAAUUAUUUCCAAGAUGGUCUGAAAACAAUUGAACACUUUGGCAACUAUGUUGCUGAUUUAUCUCUAAAGUUACAAAAGGUGAGACAAAAGCAAGAUGAGGAAAGGAGGCGACUUACCGAGUUACGAACUUUGUUGAGGAGUUCACCUGGGCUUGAAAAAGAAUGUGCUGAGUCAGAAACUGAAGUCAGAAAAGUUUCAUCAGGAACCAUUUUUAAGAAAAAUGAGGUUGAAGUUGAAAAAACGAAAAUUUUGAAAAUAAUGGGGCAUACACCUGAGAAAGGAGCGGGAUAUUCACUUCAUCAACUUCAGGGUGACAAAGGAGCUGGCCUCACCAGAACUGGCCAUUUAUUGAAGAAGUCUGAAGGGAAGAUGAGAAGAGUGUGGCAGAAAAGAAGAUGUUGCGUCCAGGCUGAUGGCUUCCUUGACAUAUGCCAUGGUGACGAGUCAAAACCUCCUGUUAGAGUUAACCUUCUCACCUGUCAGAUCAAACUUGUCCCAGAUGACAAAAGAUGUUUUGACCUAGUGUCAUACAAUCGUACUUAUCACUUUCAAGCUGAAGAUGAAAAUGACCAAAGAGCUUGGAUGUCGGUUCUAGUAAAUUGUAAAGAGGGGGCACUUCUCAAAGCCUUUGAUGAUGGUAGCAAAUCCUCAGGUGGUGCUACAACUAACCCAAGCCUUCUAGAACUUCAGCAGGCCAUCAUCAGGCAUAUCCAACGGUUACCAAGUAAUGAUAGGUGCUGUGACUGUAAUUCUCAAAACGACACUACAUGGCUGUGUAUAAAUUUCGGAGUUGUCGUCUGUAUUGAAUGUUCCGGCAUCCAUCGAGAUCUUGGAGUCCACAUUUCUAGAAUACAAAGCCUUACGUUAGACCAUCUUGGUACAUCUCAAUUACUUCUUGCAAGGCAUAUGACUAAUCAAGGUUUUAAUGAAGUAAUGGAGGCUACAUUGCACUCUGGUAGCAAACCUACACCAUCGAGCUCCAUGGAAGAAAGGUAUGAUUUCAUAAGGGCUAAGUAUGUCGAUAAGAAGUAUGCUAUGACAACAUGCUCUGACGAACACGAAUUGCUGUCAGAUUUAGAACAUGCUGUCAACAAUAAGAACCUCUACCAUCUGCUCCAGGUGUUUGCCGAAGGUGUUGAUUUAGGUGCUCCUUUACCAUCAUCGGAUUGUGGUGAAACUGCACUUCAUUUGGCUGUGAUUAGGGAAAUGGGCGCUUCUCUUCACCUUGUUGACUUUUUAGUACAAAAUAUGUCUUCAUCAGGCAUUGACAGGCAGACUGUAGUUCUGGGUGACAGGGGAGGUGAUAGUGCUCUUCAUAUGGCUGCGCUUCAUGAUAAAACAGAAUGUAUGAAGCUUCUGUUGAGGAGUGGUGCCGAUCCUGUGCUUCACAACGCCCAGGACAAGACACCUCUCGACAUUGCACAAGAAAGGGGCCAUUCCUCGUGUGAGGAGUUGAUUCGUCAUGCCCUCCAAAGGCAAAAAUCGCUAUUUGAGAACAUCAACAUUGACUGGAAUUUAACACAUGAUGAUGGCUCUACAGAUUUUUCUGAUGACGAGACUAUUAUAGAGGAUAGGAAUGGUUGUGUUACGCCUGAGAGGAAGACAGCUUCUAGACCCCCAAGCUAUGCUGAGUCACCAGUAAAUAUGAGGUCACGGUCGUCUACUUGUGAUAGUCUCAAGUCGGGCAGUUUUCGUCAGCCUCCUCCACCACUGCCCCACACGAAAAAACCUCAACACCAUCAAAUGCCUUGUCACCCAAUAAGUAAAAAGCCUCCAGCACAGCCGGUGGUUCCGGACAUGGGUACUCUAGGCUCGGUAAAGAAGAGAGCCGCCCCGUUACCACCUCCACAAGGCUACAACUAUUCCACCUUGCCCGCUACCCACAACCGCAGCCCCUCUGAUCCAAAUCCAUCCUACCACAAGAGGUCCCCAUCAACUGAUUCAACUCGGGCUCUACACCUCGCUGGUGCCAAAUUAGUCAUUCCUCCUGGGGAAAUACCGGCACUUAAGGCAACGGGAAUCGACAAAACAGGCAGUAUUCAGAGACCAAGAGGCCCUCCACCACCUGCUCCUUCGCCGCGGCUGUCGAACGGACAGUCGACAGAGAGUAUCACCUCGUUAGCAUCUGAUGCAGAACCUCCGAAUCCUGUUCCUCCUCCAAGGAAGCCUUACUUCUACUGCCCGCUAGAGGAGACGCCAGGACCUCCAAGGUGUCGUGCCCUCUAUGACUGUCAGGCAGAUAACGAAGAUGAACUCUCAUUCAGGGAGGGAGAUAUCAUCCUGGUAACGUCCAUGUCGACUGAGGAUGAGAACUGGAUGGAGGGCGCUCUAGAAAGAGAGCCUUCUGUGCGUGGCAUGUUCCCAAUCAGCUUUGUCCACAUGAUUCAGGACUGA